CUGUUUUCUGGGGAGGGGGUGAAGAUGUUUUGACAUUCCUUUCUAAAUUUGCUCAAGUUCUCACGGGGACGUGUUGACGCUCGCAGACGCGCUCGUGUUUUUUGGGGCCACACGCGCCGAUCGCGUUGGACGCGAGUUUUUGGUUUAUUUUUAUCUCUUUGCGACGAAAGCCGACGUUGACUUUGUGGAUUGUUUCUCGCGGACACGUGUUGCGUCGGAUUAACGUUACAAAAUGUCCAAAAGUGUCUCAAGGCUCAGAGAAGUGGAGGAAGAAUAGUGUCUUUUGAGAAGAUUCUGGCCAUUUGUCUGCAUGCAGGGAAUGACGACUCAUUUCAAGACGAGCAAAGCUUUAAAGGUCAAGAGGGAGGCGGGCGAGAAUGCGCCGGCGCUCAGCGACGACGAGCUGGUGGCCAUGUCGGUGCGCGAGCUCAACCAGCACCUGCGCGGGCUGACGAAGGAGGACGUGGUGCGGCUGAAGCAGCGGCGGCGCACGCUCAAGAACCGCGGCUACGCCGCCAGCUGCCGCAUCAAGCGCGUCACGCAGAAGGAGGAGCUGGAGCGGCAGAAGACGGAGCUGCAGCGCGAGGUGGACAAGCUGGCGCGCGAGAACGCCAGCAUGCGGCUGGAGCUGGACGCGCUGCGGGCCAAGUACGAGGCGCUGCAGUGCUUCGCGCGGACUGUGGCCCGCGGGCCCUGCUCGCCGGGCAAGGUGGCCGCCACCAGCGUCAUCACCAUCGUCAAGUCGGCCAACCACAACUCCAGCCAGACGCCGUUCUCGGCGCCCUCCUAGUGCCGACUGCACCGGGCCCUCCCCGUCCCGGUUCUGACCCGGCCUCGGCGCUCCGGGCUCUUUGUGAUGUUAUGCUGCGUUCACAGUCUCCCUUCUCCUGUCUCUUACACACUCUACAUUGUCUGUGCACUGUGUCAAACCCUCCCUGGGGCCUCUAUGACCCCUUGACCUUUGACCCCCGGCCCUCCCUGACUGAUAAAGACGUGCUGGUCUUUGAAUGCCUUAAUGUGGCAGCUCUCACCUUGUUAUUAAGCAGAAACACCAGAUUCAAAUAGUACAUUUGUGACAGUGAAGGCGUUUAUGAAGCCUUUGCCAAAAUCCAAUUUUCUUUAUUGUUUCAGCAUAAAGUGAAGCUGUUGAUGAUGUUUGAAAAUCCUUUCGUGACCAACGCAGGCGCUUUCUCAUCUCGGCCUCUGCGUCAGGAGGCGAGCAGCUCCGACCCAAACACCAGAUGCGCUGGUCGGCUCUGAGCCCGAGCCGCCGCGUUCUGUGGAGAGCACUUCAUUACGCGCUCGAGAACUGAUCAGUGUUUGGCCAAAGGGUUCAAUUAGUCAAAGCGCAGUGUUCGUAUUCCUUCCUUUGACGCUGUUAUGCAUCAAACACCACAGUUUUAAACUUACAUUCUGACUCAGUUCAGUUCUGUCGUUCAUUGUUGUGCAGCUUACAUUUUGCUAGAAUGGAUCCGCUGCAGGACCAUUUCUACUUUGUCAUCAGCCUAUUGGCAAACGCUCUGCAUCAGGCAAAUCAGAUUUCCUGUUUUGACUUUUAAAACUGUUGACUUGGUUCAAAAUGUUUCGGCCUCGCCGUCGAAGACGUCGACGUGUCUUCUCAUUCUCGCUGCAUUGUUUAGACUAAAAUUGUAGUCAGGAGAUUUUGGUUCUUGGAACAUUUGACGCCGUCCAGAGUCUGUAACUGUCCAGCACUUACAAAGAUGCAGUAAAAACAAAGCAAGCGGUUCCUCUGACAGCUCUGGGGUCAAACUGCUCACAUGUGGUGUGACCACUCAGUUACUACAGAUAGUGUGACCACAGCACAUACUGGCUGAUGUCCUAUGCCACUCUCUGGUAGGUAAUCCAUAUUGGAUAUAGUAAUAAUGCGAGCGGGCCUUAUGAGUGAAAGGCGAAUCAACGUACUUCCUGUAUAUUACAGAAUGCAUAGCGCUCCCACUGCCGUUGCUCCGUCCAAUCAGAAAUCAUUCCGAGUGCCGGGUCGUGAGAAACGCUGCUGCCGGUGUUGGUCACUCUGAAACCGUACCGAUUUUACGUUGGCUUUCCGCUUUCUGACACACUCUUCUGCAAGAGAACUCCCUGACGCCCGUCUCUAGAGGCCGCGGUUGUACAUUUCUGAGGCGUUUUUAAACAUGACUUUGACUUGAAAUCGAGCUGUUCUUACUGAGGACCCAUUCCUAGGUUUGGGGUGAAGUAGAGAUGGUUCACGUCAGGAUCUUCUCUUGGCUAAGAGGACAUGACUGUUCUUCCCCUGUUCCAUUGCUGCAAAGAACAGAAUGGGGAACCUUUGCUGCUGUACAACCUGCUGUGAUUGUUUUGAAGCAGGGGCAUUGCUGUGUUCUUACUCUCAUUUUGUAUUUUCACUUUGUUUCCACGUUGAUACAUAUGUUCUCCUUCCGAUACCUAGUUUUAUAUACAUUAACGGUAAAAUAUAUAUAUAUAUAUUACAUAUUUUUCUAUAUUUAUGUCCUUUGCUAUCCUGGGAGUGGUGUGAUGAUGUAAUCGUUCUUUAAAGUCUAAUUAUGCUGAUGCUGAACUUCUUUUGAAAACAUUGUAUUCACAUUUACAAUGAGAAAACUAUUCUCAGAACUUAAGUUUUUUUUUGGAGUAUUUAUUCCCCAUGAAUAGUUCUUCUCAGCAUCUUUACCGUCUGUUCACCACAGCUUGGACACGCUUGGGUUACAUGCAGGCAGUGGUCAAAGAUACACAACAAACAAGGAGGCCUUUUAACACACUGUUAUUAAAGAGUCAACAGCAUGAAGCUCGCCUCAUGGAGCGAUCGUCUGCAUGUCAACGCAGACAUUUGUCACAAACUCGCAGCGUUUCUCAUCAUUUAAAGUUAAUUUGACAGUUUCUCAUCAUGAUGAGUUUCGACUGCAACUGCUAAGACAAGAACGAUUCCAAAGUUGCUAUUCACCCAGAUCAAGUCAGACAAACGUAUAGAUAAAUGACAAAGACAGACUCGUGAUCUUAUAAAACCAAAUCCUGCAAUGUUUUUAAAACUGUGUUUUGACAUGAGGCCAAUACUAUGUAUUCUGCUUCUGCACCAUAGUAAAAAGACAAACCUCUCUCCAGGUGAAUUACUGUUAAUCCUACACAGUGAAGCAGCCAAUCACCAAUUUCAUUCAUUUUCUCCAACACACCUCAGAAAACAUUCAAACAUUUGUCCAAAAAGUGGUGUCAUUCUUAGAACGUAGACUUUUUAAAAAUAUUAUGACAAUAUCAUGCAGAGAUACAGUGUUACAUUACCUACCACAGAUGUUUACUGAACCUGGUCCUGCCACGACUGAAGUGAGCAAAGCCCGUUGUUGUUGUGUCCCGAAGCUGGAACAGAAUUGUUUCAGAUAUCCAUUAUAAUUUAACAUUUUCAUAUAAAUCAUAGCAAUAUAAAUGAGUGAAAUAAGCUUUAACACCCAGCCAGCUCUACAAGCUAUGAUGUUUGACGUUAGCCAUGCAGAAAGCACCGUGUAGUUUCUAGAGCUGUAGAUCAAAAAAGCAGAGGUGCUUAGAUGUUCAGAAAACAAAGCUCACUGACAGAAGGAAGACGUUGGAUGUGUGUGUGGUUUACAAGGCUGGAACAACAGCAGCUGUUUCUAUGUUCAGUUUGUACUUGGAGCUAAAUGGACUUCUUUAUUCUAGAUGUUUAAUGACUGUAACCAUGGACAGUAGUACUGUGUGCACCCUCCACACCCUGCCAUUAUUCUGCUCAGACAGUUUAUAUUUAUUUUACUGAUUUGUGUACAUUUAUUAAAACACACCUAAAUUAUUUUUGGUUUAACAUUCAUUUAUUUUCACGUUUUCUUAAUGAACUACCCUCAUGUACAAAUAAAACCUGAAUUUGUUUCUGCUCUGA
Betta splendens (Siamese fighting fish) is the source of this 3871-nucleotide messenger RNA. It is a transcript of the gene mafk, whose product is annotated as v-maf avian musculoaponeurotic fibrosarcoma oncogene homolog K. Bases 311 to 790 code for a protein of 159 amino acids. NCBI's taxonomy places the organism in Eukaryota, Metazoa, Chordata, Actinopteri, Anabantiformes, Osphronemidae. Gene Ontology annotation, biological process: regulation of transcription by RNA polymerase II. The record is from RefSeq and is a predicted model, not a curated record. Gene Ontology annotation, cellular component: nucleus. Gene Ontology annotation, molecular function: RNA polymerase II cis-regulatory region sequence-specific DNA binding; DNA-binding transcription factor activity, RNA polymerase II-specific. The transcript is spliced from 3 exons.